CCCUCAAAUAAAAACGGCGGCCAACUUCCGAGGCGCCCUCAUUGCCCAGCCAGACCCCAGCCUCCGACAGGUUCGGGCCGCCCUCCUUGCCCCGUCCUCGCCAGUUCCCCAGCCCAGCGCGCCGGGACGCUCCAGCGCCGCUCGCUCACUCGCUCGCUCUCCUCGGUCCGCUCCGCUCCGCUCCGACACCAUGGACAAGUUCGGGUGGUGCGCCGUGUGGGGACUCUGCCUCUUGCCGCUGAGCCUGGCGCAGAGGAUCGAUUUGAAUGUAACCUGCCGGUACGCAGGCGUAUUCCAUGUGGAGAAAAACGGUCGCUACAGCAUCUCACGGACUGAGGCAGCUGACCUCUGCAAGGCUUUCGAUUGCACCCUGCCCACCAUGGCCCAGAUGCAGAAAGCCCUGGAUGUGGGGUUUGAGACCUGCAGGUACGGGUUCAUAGAAGGGCACGUGGUGAUCCCCCGCAUCCACCCCAACGCCAUCUGUGCCGCAAACAACACAGGGGUGUACAUCCUCCCCUCCAACACCUCCCAGUACGACACGUACUGCUUCAAUGCUUCAGCACCAGAGAAAGAAGAUUGUGCCCCAAUCACAAAUCUGACCAAUGCCUUUGAUGGACCAAUAUCCAUAACUAUUGUUAACCGGGAUGGUACUCGCUACACCCAGAAGGGCGAAUACAGAACUAACCCUGAUGACAUCAACAACACCACUACUGAGGAUGACUUCACCAGUGGGUACCCCAGUGAAAGAAGCACUUCAGAAAGUUACAUCUUCUACACCCACUUUCCGACUGCAUACCCCACCGAAGACCAAGACAGGCCCUCAGUGUCCUACUCCCCGGAGGACACCCCCGCCACCACUCAGCUACUAAUGCAAGUCACCACAACAGGUACGGAUUCAAAUAUCAUCUCAGCAGGCUGGGCGCCAACUGAAGAAAAUGAAGAUGAAAGAGACAAACACCCCAUUCAUUCUGGAUCAGGCAUUGAUGAUGAUGAAGAUUUUAUCUCCAGCACCAUUUCAACCACACCACGGGUUUUUGACCACUCAACACAGAACCGGGAUUGGAGCCAGUGGAGCCCAGGAUUUUUAAAUCCAGAAGUAUCACUUCAGACAACCACAAGGAUGACUGCCUCAGCUCAUGACACCCAUCCAAAUCAAAGAACGACAACACCGAGUCAAGAGGACAGUUCCUGGACUUAUUUUUUGGACCCAAUCUCACAUCCAAUGGGACAAGGUCAUCAAACAGAAAGAAGAAUGGAUAUGGACUCCAGCCAUAGUACAACACUUCAGCCUUCUGCAGAUUCAAACACAGGUUUGGUGGAAGACCAGGACAGGACAGAACCUCUUCCAGUGACAACUCAGCAGAGUCAUACUCAGAUGUUCUCUACAUCACAUGGAGGCUUGGAAGAAGAUACAGACCAGUCAAUGAUGUCCACUCCAACAUCUAGCAAUAGGCAUGAUGGCGGAGGUGGAAAUCUUCCUGAAGACCCAGCUACUUCAGUGGAAGGUUAUACUCCUCAUUCCCCAGACACAAAGGAGUACACAACCCUCAUCCCAGUGACCCCUGCUAACACUGAGUCCCCUGGAGUUACUGAAGUUACUGCUGGAGAUUCCAAUGUUAAUGUUGAUGGUCGAUUGCCAGAAGAUCGAGACCCCAGCGGGAGGCACCAUACCACUAAAGGAUCUGAAUCAACUGGACACGCCAGUGGGAGUCAAGAAGGUGGGGUCAGCACGACCUCGGGUCCUAAGAGGAAACCUCAAAUUCCAGAGUGGCUGAUCAUCUUGGCGUCCCUCCUGGCCCUGGCUUUGAUUCUCGCAGUUUGCAUCGCGGUCAACAGCCGAAGAAGGUGCGGGCAGAAGAAGAAGCUGGUGAUCAAUGGGAAUGGAGCUGUGGAGGACAGAAAGCCAAGUGGACUCAACGGGGAGGCCAGCAAGUCUCAGGAGAUGGUGCAUUUGGUGAACAAGGAGUCAGCGGAGACCCCAGACCAGUGUAUGACAGCCGAUGAGACGCGGAACCUACAGAACGUGGACAUGAAGAUUGGGAUGUAACACCUAUACCAUGACCUUGGAUAGAAAUCACACAUAACCAUUACAGGGAGCUGGGACACUCACAGAUGCAAUGUGCUACUGAUUAUUUCAUUGGUUUUUUUGUUUUGUUUUGUUUUGUUUUUUUUAGCAUAACAUUUUCUACUCCUUUUUGUUUAUUGUGCUUUGUUUUUUGAAGUCAGUACAAUUUAUAAAAACAGCAUUGCUUUCUGAAAUGAGGGCCCAAUUAUAACAAUCGGCAAGAUUUUGACGGUUUUCAGUUCACACCUAGAAGCCACCCACUCCCUGGGGUGUGCUAGGAUGGCAUCUAACAAAAGCCAUAAAUGCAUCUUUCUGAUCCUCAACCUUCCCUCCACCCCACCUCCCAGGUGACCACCACAUGCUAAGGACAUCCCCCCAGAGCUAAGAGGAAUUGGUUCCUGAAAGGAAGUCUGAAUGAGUUCAUAUUGUCCAUCCAGGGGCCCAGUCCCUAGGCAUUGCUUUCCAUGGGGGUAGGGGACUGGGAUGUACUGGUUAUACAUCCCUUUCUACAGAUACCCUGGAAAUUUUCCCAAUGCUAUUGAGAAUGCCCAAAGGGUCAAGCUAUUUAUCUGUAGUAAGCUAUUUAUCUCUGUUUUUGAAAUAUUAAACCCUGGAGGUCCUGUGAUUAGUAUGAUUUUUUUGUUUUGUUUUGUUACUUUGUCAGAGGCAUAAAAAGGGUUUAAGUUGAUUCAUAAUAAACAUCUGUACUUCUUCCACUUUUA
Eptesicus fuscus (big brown bat) is the source of this 2787-nucleotide messenger RNA. RefSeq names its product CD44 molecule (Indian blood group) (gene CD44). The transcript is spliced from 15 exons. Lineage: Eukaryota; Metazoa; Chordata; Mammalia; Chiroptera; Vespertilionidae. The record is from RefSeq and is a predicted model, not a curated record. Gene Ontology annotation, cellular component: macrophage migration inhibitory factor receptor complex; plasma membrane; basolateral plasma membrane. Gene Ontology annotation, molecular function: hyaluronic acid binding; cytokine receptor activity. The coding region runs from base 191 to 2047 and encodes 618 amino acids. Gene Ontology annotation, biological process: cell adhesion; positive regulation of ERK1 and ERK2 cascade; inflammatory response.